Capsicum annuum is the source of this 440-nucleotide messenger RNA. RefSeq names its product protein JAZ13. The record is from RefSeq and is a predicted model, not a curated record. NCBI's taxonomy places the organism in Eukaryota, Viridiplantae, Streptophyta, Magnoliopsida, Solanales, Solanaceae. Gene Ontology annotation, biological process: response to wounding; regulation of jasmonic acid mediated signaling pathway; regulation of defense response. Gene Ontology annotation, cellular component: nucleus.
GUACAUUAAUUAAAAAUUAUUAAGAUGAGAAGAAAGUGUAACUUGGAGCUCAGACUUGUCCCUCCUUCUUGUGUUUCAGCCCCAUACUUCGACUCCAGGGGAGAAAAAGAAAGUAUAGAUCAAGAAAAGCAACAACAACUAACAAUAUUCUAUGAUGGUAAAGUUGUUGUUUCUGAGGCUACUGAGCUACAGGCUAGAGCUAUUAUAAAUCUCGUAAGUAAAGAAAAGAAGGAGAACAUAAAGACACAAUCAUCACCGGCAUAGUCAUCACUUUUGGAGCUACCAUCACCAUUAUUGCAGUCGCCAAAUGGGGUUUUCAUGAAGAAAUCAGUGCAAAGAUCUCAGAAGCAAAAGAGUAGAGCUCAAGCAAUUUCUCCAUAUAAUCACUAGCAACUAAAAAUACUUUUGGUGUUCUUUUAUUUAUUCUUUUCCUACUUUAU